This is a messenger RNA of Rhincodon typus (whale shark), 2615 nucleotides long. Its product is annotated as twinfilin-2. Lineage: Eukaryota; Metazoa; Chordata; Chondrichthyes; Orectolobiformes; Rhincodontidae. The transcript is spliced from 10 exons. Gene Ontology annotation, molecular function: actin monomer binding; actin filament binding. Bases 89 to 1162 code for a protein of 357 amino acids. Gene Ontology annotation, cellular component: cytoplasm; myofibril; actin filament. The record is from RefSeq and is a predicted model, not a curated record. Gene Ontology annotation, biological process: actin filament depolymerization; regulation of lamellipodium assembly; positive regulation of neuron projection development.
GCAGCCGGCCGGCCUUCUGUGGGCGGCCCGCUACUCUGGGCGUCUCUUUCUCCCUCUGAAAAUCAUCGUCCAAAGCAGCGCGUUAACAAUGUCGCAUCAGACAGGGAUACCCGCUACCAGGGAACUGAAGGACUUCUUUGCAAAGGCCCGCAAUGGAUCUAUUCGCAUUAUGAAGGUUAUAAUCAAAGAUGAGCAGUUAGUGUUGGGGAUGUACAAGGAGCCAUUACAGGCAUGGGACAGGGACUACGAUAAUUUCAUCCUUCCCCUGCUGGAGGACAUGCAGCCAUGCUAUAUCCUUUAUCGCCUCGAUAGCCAAAAUGCACAGGGCUAUGAAUGGCUCUUCAUUUCCUGGUCACCUGAUCAUUCCCCAGUCAGACAGAAGAUGCUGUAUGCAGCAACACGAGCCACUGUGAAAAAGGAGUUUGGUGGAGGACACAUUAAAGAUGAAUUGUUUGGAACAAUGAAGGAGGAUGUCUGUUUUAGUGGCUACCAGAAGCAUGUACUGUCCCGUUUGGGACCAGCGCCACUUACAGCAGCUGAGGAGGAGCUGAAGCAGAUUAAGAUUAAUGAGGAUUCUUCCAGCUCAAUGGUAAAGACUGAGAUCAGUGUUCAAAGUAAGCACCAGACAAUGCAAGGUAUUGCAUUUCCAAUCCAGGAAAGUGCCAUUACGGCUCUCCUCUUACUUAAGGAGAAGAAGAUAAAUUACAUACAACUGAAACUAGAUACAGAGAAGGAAACCAUCAACUUGGUGCAUACAGAUGUCACUGACGUCCUUGACUUACCAAAGAGAAUUCCAAGUAAUGCUGCUCGCUAUCAUUUCUUCCUCUAUAAGCACUCACAUGAGGGGGACUACUUAGAAUCAAUUGUGUUUAUCUACUCCAUGCCAGGGUACAAAUGCGGUAUUAAAGAUCGUAUGCUGUACUCCAGUUGUAAGGGACCUCUACUGGAUGUGGCAGAACAACAGCUACAACUGAAAGUCGUCAAAAAGAUCGAAAUAGACAAUGGUGAAGAGCUAACACCAGACUUCCUUUAUGAAGAAGUCCACCCGAAACAACACGCUUUUAAACAAGCUUUUGCAAAGCCAAAGGGACCGGCUGGAAAGCGUGGGAUGAAGCGGAUUAUCAAAGGAGGUGGCGAUGCAGAAAAUGGAGAGGAUGUUUAAAACAAAGACUGUCGGGUCUAAGGGACUUUGGACUGACUUUCUACUCUUUAACACUGAACUUAAAAUUUACAUUAGAAUAUAAAUUUACAUCAGUUGAACCUCCUUUAUUUUUGCCCUUUUCCUCCCAAAAUAUGAUAAGCACCUUUUAGACUUUUUAAUUAUUGCUGACGCUUGUUACAGAAUUUUUGGGAGAGUUUUUGAUUUGUACAAGGUCUGUCAUGAAAUGCAAAAUAAUUGGUGCAGUUUCAUGGCAACUUUGAAUUCACUGCCUGCUUUACUUGGCAAGAACACAAAUCAAUUUAACAUAUCCCAUUUACACUUUGGGAUUAGGAUCAGUGGGGAACCAGGCAAUCUCCACUGAAUCUGCUACUGAAUGCACUACAUUAUCCCAAACCAGACAUCCAACAAAGCAGACAUCCUACCAGGUUCCCAUCUCCGAGGGAGAUCUAAUGUGGUGCUUUUCAAGGUUUGACCAAAAGCAACAAAACAUAAUUUUUUAAUUUGAAUGACAAUAAAUGGGGGAGAAUGCAACUAUUUUCUUACAAACACUACACGCUGUUCACAUUCAGAAGUAAUAAAAAAUCCAUUAUCUAUUAGCAAUAGUGAUCAAAAUUGAAAACGGUUCCUGAAAAUUCAUAAACCAACUUUAAAAGACAGGUGUACAAAUCACUAAUAGACCACUGGGAAUCCAAAUCCACAAUACCAGGGGCUCAGAUAUGUGGAGGUUAAAUCCAUAAUCUCCAUUUGAACUUCCUCCCAACAUCUCAGAUACGUCGGUGCAUGUUCACCACAACAAAGUAAGCUUAUACUCUUCCAACAGAUUGUGAGGGAGGUGGAAUGCAUUACCAUAAUCUGUUACCAUGGAAAACAGACAUCAUUGCCAGAAAACAAAAGUUGGAUGGAAACAUCAGUCCGUGGAGUUAUUCCCAGCUCCCUUUUGCUGACAACUUUUGCUGGAUAUGUGAAGUAUUGGUUACAGUGGACAAUGACUUCCUAUUUUAUUUUCAAAGGAACAGGUGCCCAAUGUAGGCCAGUUUGGUACAUCAUACAUAUAUACCUAUUAUAUAUUAGGGUUCUGUACACAAAGGGUGCAGGAAUUUCGAUCAGUGUUCACAGCCUCCUGGUUCUGAACUUCUAUUUGUUUUGUUGUUGGAGGAGUGUAAGUUUCUACUCGAAGCUCACAUUGUGGUACUGUAAGUUAAUUCAUAAAAUGCACUUUGCUUCGGUAUAGCUGUAGAUGGAGAAUAUAUCUGAAUUUGCAGCUGUGGUGUCUGUGGAACUAGAACCAUAGCACUAAUUGAUUCAAGUAGAUCCAAAGGUGAAUUUAGAUAAGAGUCAAUGAAAAAGUGUACGUCAAGAGAGGCUGCGCUCUGCACCUUUCACCAACAUUUCUUUUUAAUGUGGAGUUUUGACCAUUUCUAAGUGAUAAUAAAUUAAUUUUAACUUGUGUAAA